GGACAAGCUACAACAACUGGACCACAAACAACAACUGGACAAGCUACAACAACUGGACCACAAACAACAACUGGACAAGCUACAACAACUGGACUAGCUACAACAACUGGACCAGAAGUCGGUGGAAGGACUAGAUUAUUCCAAGAAAAAAUAAUCGAUAUGGCUGUUGCACAAAGUGGAGAAAUUCUAGUGAUGAAACUUAACCCAAUGUCUCUACAUGCAGUGCUUUUUGAUGCUGAUUUCGAAAAACUCAUAGAUUUCGGCGAAACUGAUUACGUUCGUGUAGGAACCUACUUUGAAGAAUCAACGUCUAAUAGUAUAUUUCUGGCUAGUGCCGUGAGAAAAACCUAUGAUACAUUAGCUGUUUCGGGGAAUUACAUCGGAAGUGAAGACCUGGGUGAUCCUACGCUCGCCAUAUUCGAUGUGGCCAUCCUUCCAACAGAAGAUCCAGGGCUCAAUAUCGUAGUGUUUAUAGAUGUACUUACUUCUACUUUAGAAAAGUUCGAUGGUAUUGGAAGCGUAACUGUGCACUCAUUUAACACUCCUAUCUAUUUGGCAGCACGCGGAAACCUUACCGUAGUAAGUGACUCCGAAGACAAUAUCGUAAUCGGUUUCUACAUCGAUAGAUUUACGCACUACGAAGUCUUUAGACACAGCGUAGAUAGCCUAAUUAUUCUCAAGGAUGUCUGCAUAGACAGCGAGUUCAAUGUAUUUAUAGCAGAAUACACGAACUCCAGGAUAGUUCGUCUGGACAAUUCUGGCAAAAUUCUUGGAUUAAUCCCCGUGGCGGAGAGACCAAUCGCUGUCGCCAUCAAGAGACAAGGAGUGUUGCUUGUUGGAGAUGAGGCUGGGUACAUCAACACGAUUCCUUACUAGUGUGGUGUUUCAAAUACAGUUCGAAGGACCGCAAAGUGUUUGUAGGAUGAAUAUUGGGAGUUUUUCAUGCAUUUCGCUUGUGUUUUUAAUCCAAAAAACAUCAAUACACUUUGAAACAUUUUAUUGAGUAAGAUUGCAC
Owenia fusiformis is the source of this 1015-nucleotide messenger RNA. Lineage: Eukaryota; Metazoa; Annelida; Polychaeta; Sabellida; Oweniidae. The record is from the annotation of a GenBank genome assembly.